Molecule: messenger RNA, 2484 nt
Organism: Metopolophium dirhodum (rose-grain aphid)
Lineage: Eukaryota; Metazoa; Arthropoda; Insecta; Hemiptera; Aphididae
Product: zinc finger MYM-type protein 1-like
Exons: 5
Coding region: 1-2484 (827 amino acids)
Molecular function (GO): protein dimerization activity
Source: RefSeq, a predicted model, not a curated record
AUGGAUAUCUUGAAACGUUGUUGGACGCCACCAGAAAAUUACAACUUUAGUGAGGAUGCUAUUGCUGUUGGAUCAAAGAGAAAAUUUAACCAUAGUUGGUUACAGGCCUAUGCUCCUUGGCUUGCGUAUUCGAAAAUACUGAAAGGAGCUCUUUGUUUGUACUGUGUUCUGUUUCCACCGAAAAAAGUCCAAGGUGUUUUAGGUUCAUUUAUCAUCAAACCUUUUACACGAUACAAAGACAUUCACGAGGGCUGUAGAAACCAUAUUUCCAAUAAUUGGCACCAAGGAGCAACCGAAGCAGCUAAAAGUUUUGUGGAAGAAGUACCUAUAAAUAUUAUGAUGGUAUCCGGACACCAAAAAAUACUAGAACAAAAUCGAAAGAUUAUUUCGUCCAUAAUUUCAAAUGUACUAUUUUGCGGAACCCAUGAUCUACCCUUUAGAGGAAAAGGUCAAAAUGAAGCUGGUGAUCAGUAUCUCCAAAACCAUAUCGAAAAGGGCAAGCGAAAUUCCAUCUACACAUCUCCGCAAAUUCAGAAUGAAAUCAUCAAUAUAAGUGGAACAGUAAUCAAAGAUUGUAUUAUUAAUGAUGUUAAAAAGGCUGUAGCUUUCAGUAUAAUGGCAGACGAGACCGCUGAUAUCUCAGGAACAGAGCAAUUGUCUAUUGGGAUUAGAUUUUUUGAUGAUGAGAAAAGGGCUAUCAGAGAAGAAUUUUUAGGCUUCAUUGAACUACAUGCCACGGAUGCUGUUAACAUAGCUAGUGCAAUGGAUCAUUUUAUUCAAAACGAAGGUCUCGAUGGAACGAAGCUUGUUGGACAAGGCUAUGAUGGUUGCGCAACUAUGGCAGGGAAAAUCAAUGGAGUGCAAACAAUUUUACGAGAAAAAUAUCCACAUGCUCUAUUUUUUCACUGUGCAAGUCAUAAAUUAAACUUGGUGGUCAAUGAUUUAAAUUGUGUUCCAGAAAUACGUAACACAAUUUCAACGGUAAAGGAUAUCAUAAACUUUUUUCGCGAAUCUGUUUUACGUAGAAAAUGUAUCCCGAACAUACCAGCAUUCUGUGAGACACGAUGGUCUCAAAAAUAUAGAAGUAUUUCAAUUUUCAAAGAAAAUUUUGAGAUAAUUGUACAUGCUUUAGAUAAAUUGUCAAAAGAUGGGAACACUGCAACAAGAAAAGUUGCUUUUCAAUUGUAUGCUGUAGCAAAUAAAAGUAUUUUUAUAAUGAGUGUUAUCCUCAUAGCAAAAUACUCUAAAUUAUUAGAGCCUGUUGUGAAUGCUUUACAAUCAAAAAAUCUGGAUUUGCUGAAAUGCUCAAAUUUUAUAAAAAAAAUAGUAGUCAUGGUGAAAGAUCACCGCGAACACGCUGACACAGAAAUUAAAGAAUUAUUAACUGCUGCAAACAUAGCAGCUGAGAAUAUAGGAGCAGAAAUUAAUCUUCCUAGGAUUGUUAAACAACAACAACAUCGUUCGAAUCCUCCAGCGUUAAAUUCGGCUGAAUUCUGGAAGAGAUCAUUACUAAUUCCAUACUUGGAUUCAUUAAUAUCCUCAUUGGAACGGAGAUUUUCUGAUGAAAACAUACCUGCUUUUUCACUUUUAUUAUUACACCCUUCAAAUAUGUUAGAUAUGAACACCAAAGAAUUUAAACUUAAAAUAAAUGAUUUUGCCAAUUAUUACCAAAUUAAAGACUUGGAAAGUGAAGCAGAAUUAUGGUACAACAUCUGGAAGGAGAAAAAACUGGCUAAAAGCAAACUAUCAGACAUGGAAAUGAGUGAAGUAGUAGAAGAAACAGAUAUUUUCUUUCCUAAAAUAAAACAAGCCUUGCAUAUUUCUUUAGCUCAGCCAUGUACAACUUGCACUAUUGAGAGGUCAUUCAGUACGUUAAGAAGGGUAAAAACUUGGUUGCGUUCAACGCUGACGGAAAACCGUCUGAAUGGUCUAUGCAUACUAAGUGUGCAUAGAAAGCUGCUAGAUGAAAAAAAGGAAGAGAUGCAACAGAAAAUUCUCAGCAGAUUUUGCGAAGACUCUAGACGAUUGUCAUUAUUCAUUGAGAAAGACGACGUUGAUUAUAAAGAAGGCAACAGUUGUUCCAGGUCACUUAGCGAGUCGUCAUCGGACUUUCGCACCAGGACCAAGACUCAUUAUUGGCGCAGCAAACUGCCACAAAAGUGUCGGAGUAUGGAUUAUGAUUAUUAUAUGCAUGCAUUGAAAGUGAUCGCAGUGGCAGAAUCAUUUGGCUAUCUGAACCCACCAAGAUCAGAAAGAUCAUUUUGGAUUCAUCCAUUUAAUGCAGUACGGGAAACUAAUAAUCGUUUUUUUUCUUUUUAUGGAGAAAUUCGAAAGUAUCCGAGCAAAUUUUCUGAAUAUUAUCGAAUGUCAAUUUCUUCAUUUGACGAACUAUUAGAAAAACUACGUCCCCACAUAAGCAAGAAAAUCACCAAGUUCCGACGUCCGGUGUGUCCAGAAGAAAGAUUGACUAUUACAAUCAGGUAA